Messenger RNA from Acytostelium subglobosum LB1, 786 nucleotides. RefSeq lists its product as hypothetical. The record is from RefSeq and is a predicted model, not a curated record. NCBI's taxonomy places the organism in Eukaryota, Evosea, Eumycetozoa, Acytosteliales, Acytosteliaceae. Gene Ontology annotation, molecular function: inorganic diphosphate phosphatase activity; magnesium ion binding. The transcript has 3 exons. The coding region runs from base 1 to 786 and encodes 261 amino acids. Gene Ontology annotation, cellular component: cytoplasm. Gene Ontology annotation, biological process: phosphate-containing compound metabolic process.
AUGUUAAAGAUAAGCAAUCGGUUGUGCUCAUUUGCACAGAGCAACAGAUACUUUGCAAGCAAUGCUGCUACUUUGUCCAAACUGAACGAAGAAGGCAAGGAGGGUACAUUCGAGUUCCGUGUAAAGUACUAUCGUGAUGGUCAACAUCAGAUAUCACCAUGGCACGAGGUACCUUUGGUUCAUAGUAACAACAAACGAACUCUAUACAACUACAUCAAUGAGAUGCCAAAGAACUCCAACGCCAAGAUGGAGGUGAACACCAAGGAGCUGCUCAACCCCAUCAAACAAGACAUCAAGAAGGGACAGCUACGCUACAUCAAGCACGGCAACUUGUUGUUCAACUAUGGUUGUCUACCACAGACAUGGGAGAAUCCUAAACUGGUGGAUCACAGAACGAAGCAUCCAGGUGACAACGACCCCAUAGACGUGGUUGAGGUUGGACAACAGGUGAUAGGACGUGGUGAGAUCAAACAGGUCAAGGUCAUUGGUGCACUGGCCCUAAUCGAUGAGGGUGAGACUGACUGGAAGGUGUUGGCCAUCAAUACUGAUGACUCAAACUUUGACAAGAUCAAUGACUUGAAGGACUUGGAGAAGGUGUUACCUGGCACAGUGGAUAAGGUAAGAGAAUGGUACAAAGUGUACAAAGUUGCCGAGGGCAAGCAAGAGAAUGAGUAUGCUCUAAAUGGACAGCCAAUCGACCAUGCUGAAACAGAAGGUGUAAUCUCAGAGACACACCAACACUGGAAGGAUUUGACCAAAGGUAACACAAAGUUGGUGUUGGAAUAA